This is a messenger RNA of Camellia sinensis, 1191 nucleotides long. NCBI's taxonomy places the organism in Eukaryota, Viridiplantae, Streptophyta, Magnoliopsida, Ericales, Theaceae. The record is from RefSeq and is a predicted model, not a curated record.
AUGAAGCCUGACUCAUCCAAUUGGACUUCAUUUGCAAGGACCUAUGGGUACGCUGCUCCUGUUACUGUUUUCUCUGUUGGUCAUUUGUUUGAUUUGGUAGAACUUGCUUAUACAAUGGAAGUGAAUGAGAGGUGCGAUGUUUAUAGUUUUGGGGUGCUUACACUGGAAUUGAUUACAGGGAAGCAUCUGGGUGAUCUAAUCUCCUCUUUGUCAUCAUCGUCAUCCUUCUCCUCAUCAGCAUCAACUAGAAAUUUGGAGAUUCCUGUACAAGUGGUGUUGUACAAUGCUUCAAAGAAAGAGAAAUUCACAAGGAUGAGAUCAAUCCCUCUAGAAAUUGGGAUGCUAAGGUCUCUCGUUGAUCUCGAACUCUCAAUGAACAAACUCACGGGUUCAAUCCCUGCAUCUAUAGGGAACUUGGGCAACUUAACCAUUCUGUACCUUUAUGACAACCAACUUUCUGGAUCAAUCCCUCAAGAAAUUGGGAUGCUGAGGACUCAUUCCUUCGACAAUUGGAAACUUGACAAAGUUGACGGGUUUAGACUUAAGUCUAAAUCCAUUAUCAGGCUCCAUUCCAUAGCUUACAACAAGCUCGUUGGUCAUUUACCAGAAAACCUAUGCUUUGGUGGAUUACUUACACGUUUAAUUGUAGCUGACAACAAUCUCACAGGUCCCAUCCCCAAAAGCUUGAUAAAUUGCUCUAGCUUAUACAGAGUUAGGCUUGAGGGAAACCAACUUUCGGGAAAUAUAUCAGAAGAUUUUGGCAUAUACCCAAACUUGGAUUACAUCGAUUUGAGUCAUAACAAUUUCUAUGGUGAGGUAUCCCAAAAAUGGAAAAAGUGCCAUAAUUUAACUAGUCUCAAAAUAUCAAACAAUAAUAUUUCUGGUGAGAUACCACCUGAAAUAAUGGAUUCAACUCAACUAUGUCUUCUUGACCUCUCUACAAAUCACCUAGUUGGACAGAUCCCAGUGAAAUUAGGAAUGAUGGUUUCACUGUUCAACCUUAGGUUGGAUGAUAACCAUCUAUCAGGGAAUAUUCCUCCAGAAUUCAGCAAGUUGACCAAUCUACAAUAUCUUAACUUGGCAAGAAAUGAUCUAAAUGGUUCAAUCCCUGGAGGACUAGCGGAGUGCAAGAAACUUUUGAACUUGAAUUUGAGCAAUAAUAGUUUGGGGAAAGCAUUUCUGCUGAAAUAG